AUGAUAGGAUCGAAGAAUGUUCAAACAUACGCUAUCUCUUCUCCCGUAGUAGGUAACCUUUAGAGUCACUCCAAGCAUUCAGUUAAUUAGAUUGUUUGUUUUUCGAGUCUACCCUUGCUGCUUUAGUAAAUUGCUUGUUAAAGAAAGGAAGCUGCCGUUUUUGUAACUGUUUUACAUCGAUUCGUUCAAAAAGGAACUUCCAAAUUAAAAAUUCCUUUUAAAAUGUUUUUAGUUGGCAAAUUACAUAUUAGAAUACCAUUUUGUAGGGAAUGAUAUGUCAAAAUCAAAAUGAUAAUCUAAUUGUUUUGUAACCUUCCUGAGGGAGUAAUAUCAAGAUGAUUUACUGAGAUAAGUUGACUCACUCUAACAAAGAUACUGACAGUACUGGAAACAUCACUAUUUCCGGCUGUGUCAAACUCCUAGCUAAUUCAUUUAACUGGGUAAAGUGCUCGUCAAAUAAAACUUCAAGGAAGAGUCAAAGUGACUUCUGACAUAUCAAUGUAAUUUUAAUACAGUAUAUUAAAGAUGAAACAACAACAACAUGAUAUUAAUUUGAGGAGGACUCGGAAAAAAAAAUCCGAGUCCCAGAUGGGAUUUGAACCCACGACCCUCCGUGAUCUAGUCGGAUGCUCUAACCACUUGAGCUACUGGAGACUCUGUGGUGAGCAAGGGCCAAUUUGUGGGUCUCGACUGGAACCGCAUCACGCGGCUACACAGCCAAGUAAUGAUAGGCACACAAGAAGUGAAGAACUCACUAACAGCAUCGCGCUGUCACCUUAAAGCAUAUCAAAGAUGUUCUUCACUUCUUGUGUGCCUAUCAUUACUUGGCUGUGUAGCCGCGUGAUGCGGUUCCAGUCGAGACCCACAAAUUGGCCCUUGCUCACCACAGAGUCUCCAGUAGCUCAAGUGGUUAGAGCAUCCGACUAGAUCACGGAGGGUCGUGGGUUCAAAUCCCAUCUGGGACUCGGAUUUUUUUUCCGAGUCCUCCUCAAAUUAAUAUCAUGUAAUUUUAAUACAGUACAUAUUUAUUCAUAGAGGGAGUACUCUGAGGCUAUCAAUAUGAGGUCGCCAUUUUGAACAUCCAAAAUGGCCUGGGUAUGCGAUUGAACGUCGUUCUUUAAGUCUUUCCCACCUUCUAACCGCCAUAUUUACAUAUUGCUGGCAUAUUUACCGUGCUGAAAUCACUAUCGACAACGGCUAGCGAUCAACAUUUUCCAAGACCUCUUGAUUAAUGGAGGUAGACUAACUAUAAGUUACAAUUGUUCUGUAUUGCAGUUUCAUCUGGGAGUGUCAGUAAUUACACGAUAAAAUCAUAUGAUCAUGCUGGCUGUGCUAAUGACCGUGCCACGGAGAAGAUGGCGUCCUUGGACGGCAAAGCUAAAGCCAUGCAUUGGUCUUUUUAUUAUAUCGUAAGCAAGAGCCUUUGUGUAACCGGUGUUCAUUACAAGGGAAAUGAAUUUUAGUCUGCUUAGGAUUAUACCUCGAGCCCCCUCAACUUUGCAUGGUUGGGGUGACUAACGAGUACAUAAAGAAACCUCAGUGCUAAUACGUAUCAAUAACAAGGAAAGAUAUCAUAAAUUUACAUGUUUGUACCUUUCAUGGCAGCCUUCGUUGUUUAGUUAAUCUUUUCACCACGGGCGGCUUUCGCCAAGAUACAUGCCAAGGGAGAAUUAAUUGGCAGUUUUGUUUAAGGGAAUAACAUAUUUUUCCCUCUUUUGCCUAGCUUUAGCUGAGGUCAUGUCAGACGAUGCCUCGCUGACUGAACAAACAACAUGUAUAGAUUCUGAGUCCGAAGAUGCCUGGUACAUUAUUGACAUCUUCAGCCACGUUCAACCAGAGCUUGAUGAGGGCAAUGAAUCCCACAAACAGCUUUUUCUAUACGUAACUAGAGCUGGAGUAAACAGAAGAACCUUUCUACAGGUACAUAAUUUUCUUAGGGUUCUAGGAUGGGAUAAUGUAGCCAAGUUCGCACCCUUGCUAUUGCCAACGUCAUGGGUGGGCUAUUAAUUUUGUAUCUACAUGAUAAUGAGACAUGCUGUUGAAGGAAUUAUGAAUCAUAUCAGCAUCAUUCAUCAUCAGCUAAUAAAAGAAACUGGGUAUUUUCAUCGCCAUCAACAUUAUUCUUUAGCUUCUUAUUACAUGAACCCCUAAUCACAAAUCUUGCUAUCUCUUUUUGUCUUCAUGCAGUGUGUAGCACCAAUUUUUAAGGUACUUACGCUCUUCACUGUACUGUGGUUUUUUGACGUCUGUCGACUUGCUUUCCCACCACAGGCCCUGGCUAAUUUUUGCCGUUUCGUUCAUGCAAGCUCCAGGACGAAGAAAAGACUCUGUUCAAAGAGAGGUUUUCGUAAUACAUGGAAUUUUAUGACAAAAAGGGGCUAAGCCUCCAAAGCAGCAGAGGGGGGUAUUCUUGAUUAUCAUCGAGAACAGAUGCAUUUUCAGUUAAAAAAACAAACAAACAAAAAAACAAAAAAAAAAACACCUGUUCCAAAUAAUUUCAUAUGUACGGUCUGUCCCAUCACCUCCAGUUUUACUGAUAAGUGUUGAUUUAACAUUUGUCUUAUUCUCAGGAAGAAAAGACCAGAAUUCCAAUGAUAACUGUUUAUUCAAACAAUUUCUCCUGGAGAAAAAAGCAGGGAUCAGUGACGCUUGUUGCCAAACUGGAGAUGGGAUCUUUUCAAGCUGUGAAAAAGGUAAUGCUUAUCUUUCCAGAUAAAUGUGGGCGGCCUUUGAUUUUGCCCAAACUAGUGGUAGCCAAGAAACCAAAAUUUACUGAAAUUUUCUUUGUAAAUUCCUCAUCGUUUUUUGGAGACAAGAAGUCUGAAACCUCUUUUAUUGAUAACUUCAGAAUCAGAUUGAAUUACAUAUGUAUUUUAAAAAUAAUCUAUAAAUCUUUUCAUUAUUUCGAAAAGUAAUUAAUAAGGAGAUGGGAAAAUCAAAGAGCAUUUUCAUCCAAACUGUGGGAUUAAACUAAAUUGCAAGUUCAAACUUGCACGGUUGAUCUGGAGCAGCACAAGUAGUUAGUUGUUAGUUAUUAGUACACAUCGGUGAAUGGAGACAGACAAAAAUAAAAACGUUUUCAGUUCAUGGCCUUAAGACAGUGUAUAUACAUGUAGAUAAGCACUUAAAACGCACUGGCACGCCUUUAUCGCCCCUUUCAGAAAGUAACAUGAACAUCUAUUAUUAUCUUAUGCAGGUCGAUCGACGGAAAAUAGAGGAGAUGAGACUGCCCGAGAAAAUAACCUUUACUCUGCCACCAUGCGACGCAUCGUUCAUGAAAGUAAAAGCCAAGCUAAUCGAUGAAAACAGUGAUAAUGACAUCCUUUUGGAAACAGAGCAGUUACACGUCCCACUGGCCUUGGUAAGUAAUUUUAAUCAGCAGUUUUUUUUUGUUUUUUUUUUUUUUUACAGGGCCGUUGUUUGCGUCUGUGUUUCUAUUAGGGAGUGGUGCUAUCCCUUGUGCCGUAAAAGAGGACGUAGAAAGCUAAGGGUCUUUAAAAAUUAAGAUCCGAUUUCGAAAACUCGAUUAGAAGUGCUCAAGAUGAUGUUUGAAAUCUCGAGCUCUUUUCUGUUUGUUGUUUCCAAACAAGGUGUAAUGGGCGCCUAAAAGCUAUUCGCUAACGAUAAUUACAUGUGGAGCCAGAAAGUAGAACAUGGAGGGCUCUGCAAAGGAGAGAGGUGUUUUUCGUAUCAUAAUAAACUUUUUUUGUUGUUUUUAAUCAUUUUAGCUACCCCAAAUAGACACGAAGCCCGCACUUGAACACGAACUUGUUCUCCGUGGACCAGCCGAGUCCAGUACAGUAACUGCCGAUGAAGUUACGAGUACGUGACGACAAGUAUGGGUUUUACAUGACUUUCUAAUUCUUCUAAAUGUUGCAGUUCCUUGGUGNCUGAAAAAAUAUACUUAAUAUACCACACAUGCCUCCAGUCUUUAAUUAAAAGAAAGGGAAAGAAAACGGAAAAAAAAGAGAAAAAUGCCCUCAUUUUGAAACCACACCAGUUCCCCUCCCCACCGUCCUUGGAAAAAAAUUUUAAUCUGCUUUUUUUUUUUUUUUUUUUUUUACAGGGCCGUUGUUUGCGUCUGUGUUUCUAUUAGGGAGUGGUGCUAUCACUUGUGCCGUAAAAGAGGACGUAGAAAGCUAAGGGUCUUUAAAAAUUAAGAUCCGAUUUCGAAAACUCGAUUAGAAGUGCUCAAGAUGAUGUUUGAAAUCUCGAGCUCUUUUCUGUUUGUUGUUUCCAAACAAGGUGUAAUGGGCGCCUAAAAGCUAUUCGCUAACGAUAAUUACAUGUGGAGCCAGGAAGUAGAACAUGGAGGGCUCUGCAAAGGAGAGAGGUGUUUUUUGUAUCAUAAUAAACUUUUUUUGUUGUUUUUAAUCAUUUUAGCUACCCCAAAUAGACACGAAGCCCGCACUUGAACACGAACUUGUUCUCCGUGGACCAGCCGAGUCCAGUACAGUAACUGCCGAUGAAGUUACGAGUACGUGA
Molecule: messenger RNA, 4485 nt
Organism: Porites evermanni
Lineage: Eukaryota; Metazoa; Cnidaria; Anthozoa; Scleractinia; Poritidae
Source: the annotation of a GenBank genome assembly